Molecule: messenger RNA, 1287 nt
Organism: Branchiostoma belcheri (Belcher's lancelet)
Lineage: Eukaryota; Metazoa; Chordata; Leptocardii; Amphioxiformes; Branchiostomatidae
Product: contactin-associated protein-like 2
Exons: 8
Coding region: 26-1144 (372 amino acids)
Source: RefSeq, a predicted model, not a curated record
UUAGUAGUUGGAAGUAUCGGCCACCAUGGGUGUAACUGCUGCUGCUCUGCUCUUAACACUUUUCUCUGCACUCAGUUGUGGCCACACCACACAACAGGUGUGUCUUCAGACAAGCUACAGCGAGGAUGGUCAGUGCAACUUCUCAUUUGUGCUCCCCCCGCUAUCCUGUCCAUCAGAGCGAUCAGGAGAGGAAAAAGUGACCCAGGAGCUCGAUCAGAUAAAACAGGGCCUCCUCGAACAAGUGGAGGAACUUAAACUGCAGAAUCAGGGACUUAGCACCAAGGUUGAAGAGUUAGCUGAAGAGCUGAGUAAACUGAAGAGGACGGGAGGGGGGCAGACUCAAGUGGACCCUUGUGCUGAAGGGCAUCGCCUGCCAGGUGUGUUGUCGUGUUACCAGCUCUGGAAGCUGGGGUGUCGUGAGUCAGGUCGGUAUGUGAUAGACCGGGAUGGGCCAGGAUUUGGGGAGAAGCCAGUCGAGACGGAAUGUACCUUUGACAGCCAAGGAGACCUUGCAGUUCUCCCCAGAACCUGCACUGAUGUACUACAGAAAGGAGAGACCAGGUCUGGGACAUACACCAUCGACCCUGACGGACCUUACCAAAGUGUUCCACCCUUCCAAGUCUACUGUAACAUGACAGCUGAAAAUGGUGCAGGAGUGACAACCAUCGGCCAUGACAGCGAGGCGCGUACACACGUGCAAGGGUUUGAGCAAGCCGGCUCCUACAGACGGACCGUGACAUACGACCACGCAACCAUCGACCAGAUCAGAGCUUUGAUCGACGCUUCCGAGUCAUGCAAGCAGUUCAUCAAGUACGAGUGCAAGGGGUCUAUUAUGUAUGGGCCAGACUUUAAAAAUGACAACAGGAUCGUGUACUACGCUUGGUGGCAGACCUGGGAUUGUAGGGAGGCCUACUACUGGGGCGGGGCAUCGCCUGGCAGCCAGGACUGUGACUGUAUGGUGACAGGCACCUGUGACAACCCUGACCACCCCUGUAACUGUAACAUAAAUGACGACGUCUGGCGCCAGGAUUCCGGGUUCCUGACACACAAGGACGAUCUUCCCGUCAAACAACUACGGUUUGGGGACACCACGGAACCGGAAAAUGGCUACCAUACACUGGGAAAACUCAUGUGCUUUGGUUAGAAACCGUUUAGGACUGCUGUUAGCAGUUUGAGAGCAAAACCAAAAGACAUGAACUGUCCUUUAUUCCAUGAACACUAAAACUGUACUACCACUAUAAUGGCAACUGAUUCUUACAAUUUACUGCUUCCUAACAAUGUGCAAUU